Messenger RNA from Momordica charantia (bitter melon), 2012 nucleotides. RefSeq names its product disease resistance RPP13-like protein 4. The record is from RefSeq and is a predicted model, not a curated record. Lineage: Eukaryota; Viridiplantae; Streptophyta; Magnoliopsida; Cucurbitales; Cucurbitaceae.
CCCUGGAGAGCAAAACACAGAAAUUAAUGUAAACAUCGAGAUGAACCGAAAGCCCCAAUUCGAGAAAUUGUUGAGUAACAUCGAGUAUUUGAGGGAGGCAUUGGGAAAAACGAAAGAUCUCGAAGAGAAGCUGAAUGAGCCGAUACAGAGUAUUCAAAGCAAUCUCGUGGAAGUCAUAAAAAAUAUUCGAGAAACUCAGAACAUGGAAGGGGCUUUUGUCGACGCGAUAAUCAAGGAUAUCAAGACGUUGAAGUUUCAGAUUCCUUCGUACCAUAAAUUGGCCUUGUCCGAAACCAGCGCCAAUUUGAUUAACAGGGGAAGUCGUACGCCGAAGCAGAGUGAGUUCAAGUUGCCAAACUUGUAUGGCCAUCAAGUGUUCGACGGAAGUCCCGCUUUCAAAGAGAUUCAACAAGUGUUCGAUGGCCUUGAUAAAGACACCUAUAGGAAGUGCUUUUUAUAUUUCGCUGUGUUUCCUGAAAAUGUAGUGUUGAAGAAGCGCUUUCUCACACAUUGGUGGAUUGGAGAAGGCCUGCUCGAUCCUUCAGGCACCGGAGACGCAACGCCCGAAGAUGUCGCCGGAAUCAUUCUUAAGGAAUUUUCAGACAAGGGUUUGAUCGUGCCGGUGAAGGAAGAACAGAAGAUGAUCAAAAAGAGAUUCAGAGUGCCCCCUCUUGUGCGUUCGGCUGCUAUUACGCUUGCCAGAAAAACACAGUUUUUGGAUUAUGAUUCAGGGGACAACCCAACUGGUAAAUCUUCAGACUGUGACAGGAUUUUCUUGGUGAAGGGGGACAACUAUCACGGGCGGCAAGUGCCAACGAAGACGAAUAUGAAGUUGGAACAAACCAUGAAAUCCAUCUUCAAUGUGAGCCAACCUUUCCCUGAUGCUGCAUUGGAGUGGUUGGCCAAGAAAGGGGAAGUAGACAUGACAACUAUAAAAGUUGUGGAGUGGUUUCUAAAGCUGAGAAAACUCGAAGUUCUUUACUUGGGAAGGUGGCAAAGUGUGGUUGAUGAGCAUCAGAUUGAGGUUGAAAGCAUGGAGUUCCUAAAAGGUUUGAAGAAAAUGAAGCAACUGAGGCUUUUGAGUCUUCAAGGGAUCUUCUGGAUCAAUGAGCUUCCAAAUUCCAUAAAAAGCCUCAAAAACCUCAGGGUUCUAGACUUGAAAUCUUGUCACAAUCUGGAGAAACUGCCUGAGGGAAUGGGAUCUCUCAGGAAGCUCACACAUUUGGAUGUCUCGGGCUGCUAUAUGCUCGACCGAAUGCCGAAGAGCAUAUCGGCGCUCACUGAACUGAGAGUUCUGAAGGGGUUUGUAACAGGAAUGUCAAAUCUUAAUGAUCUAAAAGGCUUAAUGAAGCUGAGGAAGCUGAGCAUCAACACAAGUAGACAGGAUUUUCCUAACGAAACAGAUCUACGCGUUCUACAAGAUCUAGGGGAGCACGGCGUGCUUAGAAAUCUCACGAUCGUGUGGGGGGCAGAAGGAUUGAAGCCAAAGCAACCACCGCCGGGUGUAGGAAAAGUAAACAUUAUGCGACAACUUACAAGGCAAUUAAGCAAACUAAGCACACCACCUUCUGAUGUGAUCUUAAGACUGCCAAAGGAGCUACAGAAGCUGGAGAUUGAAUGCCUACCUAAAGAAGAGUUACCCGACUGGAUAAAUCCUCUCAACUUGCCAAGCCUAAAGAAACUCUACAUUAGAGGAGGGAAACUAAAAGAUCUCGGGACCGAACCGUGGUCGGCCGAGGUUGUACGUCUCAAAUACAUGACGGAGUUGAAGAUAGAAUGGAGAAAUCUUCAGAAAUCUUUUCCAAAUUUGAAGUACUUGCAGAGAGUAAAAUGUCCAAGAGUUACUUUCUGCCCCUGUGAUGUUAAUGGAGUGUGGAUGAAGCACCAACCACAGUAGAGAUAGAAACAAUAAUGGUGGCAUUGAGAAGCAACAACCAGCUGCUCUUCAUCUUUUCUCUUUGAAGCUAUUUUCAUCUUGGCAUUGUUUCCUAUAAGUUUGAUCUUGUUGCCUA